Molecule: messenger RNA, 498 nt
Organism: Entrophospora sp. SA101
Lineage: Eukaryota; Fungi; Glomeromycota; Glomeromycetes; Entrophosporales; Entrophosporaceae
Source: the annotation of a GenBank genome assembly
AUGACACAAGCUCAAAAAAUAAAUUCUACAACAGUGCAACGUCGUGGAAAUGACACCCAACAAUCACAAGUUGGAGGAGGAGAAACAGAAGUAGACGUUAGAAGCAUUAAUAACCCUGAAAACAACGAUAACAACGAUAAAUCAUACGGUUUUAUAAAAGCAAUUCGAAAGCACUUGUCUGAUUUGAAUCCUUCAUUAGUUUUAGAAAAUAGAGCCAGUGUUGCAAGGGAUCAUUUAGCCAUCACGCAAUUAUUUAGGCUGAACCUGAAUGGGAAGAAAUCUGAUGAUAAAGUUGGCAAACCAUUAGGACUAACGUUUGUGGUCCUAGGGAUCAUAUUUCUCGUUAUUGGUAUUAUAAGAUAUUUUCAUUCCCAAUACCUUAUGACACAAGGCAAUUUCCCUGCCAGCAGAGGAAGCAUCAUAUUUGUAACUGCUGUAACUGUUGUGUCCCUGGCCGCUUGUCUAGUAGUCAUAUUGACUAUGGAACUAGAUAAAUAA